Messenger RNA from Racocetra fulgida, 284 nucleotides. The record is from the annotation of a GenBank genome assembly. NCBI's taxonomy places the organism in Eukaryota, Fungi, Glomeromycota, Glomeromycetes, Diversisporales, Gigasporaceae.
AAUAUAUUCAAACAAAUCUUCAACAAACGCCUCGAAAUAUUUGGGAAAAUCUUGGUACAAGAAGCGUAAAUAUUACUGAAAAGCAGAUAUACUAUUGGUGGAUGACUCUCAGUCAGCAUAUCUGGAAAAAAGAUGAAAAUCAAAUACAAUCAGCGAUUAAAAUCAUUGAACAAUAUGAUGAUAUUGAAAUAUUACUAACCGUUGAAGAUAGUGGAGUUACUAUGAUUAGCUUUGGAGUCAAGGAAAUUAUUAAUCGACUAGGUGUAAAUGUAGUUGAGAUUGGC